This is a messenger RNA of Fraxinus pennsylvanica, 840 nucleotides long. The record is from the annotation of a GenBank genome assembly. Lineage: Eukaryota; Viridiplantae; Streptophyta; Magnoliopsida; Lamiales; Oleaceae.
AUGCCUGGUGGGGGUGCUGCAUCUGCUUUAAUUAAAUUGGGUGUCAUUGCUGGGCUUGGUGUGUAUGGAGUUUCAAACAGCCUAUACAACGUUGAGGGAGGGCAUAGAGCUGUCGUUUUCAACCGUAUUAUCGGUAUCAAAGAUAAGGUUUAUCCUGAAGGAACACACUUGAUGAUCCCAUGGUUUGAGAGGCCAAUCAUUUAUGAUGUUCGUGCACGACCACAUUUAGUGGAGAGCACUUCUGGUAGUCGUGACCUUCAGAUGGUAAAAAUUGGUCUGCGGGUUCUCACUCGUCCAGUGCCCGACCAAUUACCCUCUAUAUACCGAACUCUCGGUGAAAACUACAAUGAGAGAGUCCUGCCUUCAAUUAUUCAUGAAACUUUGAAAGCUGUUGUUGCCCAGUAUAACGCUAGUCAGCUUAUCACCCAGAGAGAGGCUGUCAGUCGGGAAAUAAGGAAAAUAUUGACAGAGAGAGCUGCCUACUUCAACAUUGCAUUGGAUGAUGUGUCCAUUACAACCCUGACUUUUGGUAAGGAAUUCACAGCUGCAAUUGAAGCUAAACAGGUAGCUGCACAAGAGGCUGAGAGAGCUAAGUUUGUGGUGGAAAAAGCUGAGCAAGACAAACAAAGUGCUAUUAUUAGAGCACAGGGUGAGGCCAAGAGUGCUCAGCUGAUUGGUCAAGCUAUCGCCAACAAUCCAGCAUUUAUCACACUGAGAAGGAUCGAAGCAUCUCGGGAAAUUUCACAUACUAUUGCAAAUUCCAACAACAAGGUGUUCUUAAAUUCUGAUGAUCUCUUGCUGAACCUUCAAAAUUUGAAGUUGGAGGCUGGGAGGAAGUAA